AAAUGUAAGCAUUAUGGGGCCACAAAGAGAUUUGUGCACUUGAACACCUGCACAUUUGUCAGCAUUACUAGAUGAUUUACAAGCAUGCAACUGAAACAUGCCAGCGAUAUUAUGAAGAGUCAAGAGUGUAAGGUUGGACAAUGGAUGUUAGCAAAACCAGAUAGCACAACGCUGGAACAUGCGGAUGAAGUCAAUUGACUCCUUACACCAGCAAGACGAAACCACACGUCGACACCCUCGUGCAGAUGAGUUUGCCACUAACAACUAAGACAAGGCUGUAGCAUGCCAGCGGCAAAACAUGAAGAGGAUUAAUCAUCACGCACAUGAUCAAGCUUUCUAGAUCAUCCAACACAAAAAACUGAUCCUCGUGUGUGAGUUUGCCCCCGAUAGUUAAGACACUUUCGACGUGCCCAUAUACUCAUUCAUAAAUGAAUGAAAAUAUAAGAAUACAGCGGAGCGGCAUAAACUUGCCUUGAAGAUGGGGGACAAACGCUGAGGGCUUGAACCGAGAAGGUUCCACUAAAUGAUAGCUUGAGCAUGCAACUAUGUGACAGUCCAUCAUCAAACUAUAUCAUUCUUAAUUAGUCCUUGCUGCCAAUUAAUGGAACAUGAGGUGACUUUUAUGUUGGGAUCUCUAUGCUUCUGCCAGAUCUCAUGGCUAAUGUAAUGGCACGAUUCUUCAUGUCCGCUAAUCAGAUGCUGCAGCACAGCUGUACACAUAUUAUCUUCUGUAUAAAUAGGCGUCAGCAGAAUGAUAGAUGCAUCAAACUAGAAGCUCUUCUUUCCUGCUCCUCUCUCAACCACAACAGAGAGCAAAUCUUCAAGAUCAGAUAUGGCUUUCCACCAAAGAUCAACAAGUAUGCCUUCUAGGCCUCACGUCUGUGAGACCGAAAUUGAGCACGAGCUCCAUAGCCUAGAAGCAAGCAUCUCUUCCUCCAAUUCUAUCAGCACGAUGUGCGAUAGUCUCAGGACUCUUGCAAACAUCUACGAUGGUCUUGAAGAGAUCAUCUGCCUACCAAGCAACCAAGUUUGCUCUUCCCGGCAGAGGAGGAUGUUGGAUGGAGAAAUGGAAGGUUCUCUCGAGGUUCUGGAUCUCUGCAGCGCCAUGCAAGAGAUCUUCGUCGAGAUGAAGUCCAUCAUCCAAGAGCUGCAAGUGGCCCUAAGGAAAGGGGGUGAUUCCUCUGCUCAAGCCAAGAUCCAAGCUUACACCCGCUUGGUGAAGAAGGCCAAGAAUCAUUUCAAGAAGAACACGAAGAAGGCUCCUGCAGAUUGUAGCAUGGUCAUGCUGUUGGCUAAGACCAGAGAGAUCUUUGUGUCUCUCCUGGAGUCCACACUCCGUCUCUUGUCGAAGCAAAUUGAAAUGCCUAAACGGUCUCUUGUUUCCAAGGCAUUUCACAAAAAGAAAGCAGUUGUUUGCAAGGAGCAAUUGCUGGAGUUAGAGUGCAGCAUCGAAGAUCUUGAGAGUGGAGCAGGACAUCUGUUCAGGAAAUUAGUCCAGAGCAGAGUUUCUCUACUCAACAUCCUUAGCUCAUAGAUACUCCCGGGUCACUCUUGACGCCCUUUGAUUGGCAUCCGCCUUUUAAGGAAUAGCUGAUCUUCACCCACAUGUAUAAAUGUACAUGAUACUACAGAAAGAGAAAGAAAAGUUUUGAUCCAUUUGACCA
Hordeum vulgare subsp. vulgare (domesticated barley) is the source of this 1664-nucleotide messenger RNA. RefSeq lists its product as uncharacterized. Bases 833 to 1534 code for a protein of 233 amino acids. Gene Ontology annotation, biological process: root development; shoot system development. The record is from RefSeq and is a predicted model, not a curated record. The transcript has a single exon. Lineage: Eukaryota; Viridiplantae; Streptophyta; Magnoliopsida; Poales; Poaceae.